This is a messenger RNA of Botrytis fragariae, 1101 nucleotides long. Its product is annotated as putative ribosomal protein l32 protein. Gene Ontology annotation, cellular component: Golgi to plasma membrane transport vesicle; cell tip. Gene Ontology annotation, biological process: exocytosis. The record is from RefSeq and is a predicted model, not a curated record. Gene Ontology annotation, molecular function: guanyl-nucleotide exchange factor activity. The transcript is spliced from 3 exons. Bases 1 to 1101 code for a protein of 366 amino acids. NCBI's taxonomy places the organism in Eukaryota, Fungi, Ascomycota, Leotiomycetes, Helotiales, Sclerotiniaceae.
AUGGCGCAGACGUCGGGAGUUGAAUCUGCAUGUCCUAAUUGUGGAAUGGCUCUACCGCACAACAGUUCGCAGAUCGCAGCUGAUGCGCAGAAGGAGAUUGAAGAAUUACAAGCUCAAGUAAAGUUACUGACGGAUAAAGCGACCGCCGCAGUGGAUAAAUGGGCAGACUACGAAGACGAAAUCCAAACACUUAAAAGGGCGAACUACCAACAAACUACAGAACCUCAGCGCGCAACAACACCAACACAAGGGCACACUGAAGACCGACUUGGGAGCCCGAGUCGUUUCUCAUAUCUGCCUGUCCAGAAUCGACUUUCUUCUCUGCUAUCUCGCAAGUCCACACCGAAUCUACAAGCUCAGCAACCGCCAACACCGCCAACGCCUUCUACAACGGAGUUAGUAGCUGCCUUAACGAGGGAGCAAGGGUUACGACAGGCUGCGGAGGGCAAAUUAAAUGAAUCCAGUGUCGAACUGGAAGAACUGACGGCACAGCUAUUUACACAAGCCAAUGAAAUGGUUGCUACGGAACGAAAGGCUAGGGCGAAACUCGAAGAGCGAGUUGAAAUUUUGGAACGAAGGGAUGGAGAAAAGAGAAAACGACUGGAAAGGCUUGAAGGCGCAGUUCAAAGGAUUGAAAGAAUUAGGGAAAAGGGGCUACGGAGUUAUGUGCGUAUGCGGCAGAAAGUCGCAGUUUCGAGUCAUGCAAAACCAUCCCAAGAGAAAGAACGGUUUACAAGCCCCGAGAUAUCUUCGGCAGUAACAAAGGCACAGAUAUCAAGGUCUCAAUACCAUUCCCAACCAGCGAAGUUCCCUCCUACCAAGCCACGGCCACAAAACAGUCAUCCUUCUCGUCCAAGACUUCGUGACGUAUACAGACCAGUGCAUUUAGCUGAGGCCUCGGAAAUGGAAAUUUGGCUACUAGAUCUAUGGAAAGACUUCCUGCUCGAACCUACACCUUACCUGGUUUUAUCUGCUACCCUCUACUUGGGCCUCUUUAUAAUAUUAUUGCAGUAUUAUCCGACCAUCCUGAAUAUUGCCUACUUUCUUAUUCAGCUCAUACCUUGGGAUGACGAUUUUGGAGCACCGGGCUAUCAAUUCUGA